GCCUUCUGUAACAGCUUCCUCAGCAACCAUGGCCACCUCAGCGAGCUCUCACCUGAGCAAAGCUGUAAAGCAAAUGUACAUGAAGCUGCCACAAGGGGAAAAAGUACAAGCCAUGUACAUAUGGAUUGAUGGGACUGGCGAGUUCCUGAGAUGUAAAACUCGGACGCUGGAACGUGAGCCCAAGAACGUCGAAGAUCUACCUGAGUGGAAUUUUGAUGGAUCCAGCACCUUGCAAUCCGAGGGUUCCAACAGCGACAUGUACCUUGUUCCAUCUGCUAUGUUCCGGGAUCCUUUCCGCAAAGACCCCAACAAGCUGGUCCUCUGUGAGGUCUUCAAGUACAACCGCAAGGUUGCAGAAACAAAUCUAAGGCAUAGCUGUAGCAAGAUAAUGGACAUGGUGUCUAACCAAAUCCCUUGGUUUGGGAUGGAGCAAGAAUAUACCCUUCUUGGAACAGAUGGACAUCCAUUUGGUUGGCCUUCCAAUGGCUUUCCUGGGCCGCAAGGUCCGUACUAUUGUGGUGUUGGUGCAGACAAAGCCUAUGGCCGUGACAUUGUGGAAGCCCAUUACAAGGCCUGCUUAUAUGCGGGCGUGAACAUUGGAGGCACAAACGCAGAAGUGAUGCCAGCACAGUGGGAGUUCCAGGUGGGUCCCUGUGAAGGGAUUGACAUGGGUGACCACCUCUGGAUUGCUCGAUUCAUCCUUCAUAGAGUAUGUGAAGAUUUUGGCGUCAUCGUGUCUUUUGACCCCAAGCCCAUCCCUGGGAACUGGAAUGGAGCAGGCUGCCAUACUAACUUCAGCACCAAAUCAAUGAGAGAGGACGGAGGCCUCAGCUACAUUGAAGAGGCCAUCGAGAAGCUGGGCAAACGCCACCAGUACCACAUCCGCGCUUACGACCCCAAAGGGGGGCUGGAUAAUGCCAGGCGCCUGACUGGUUUCCACGAGACAUCAAACAUCCACGAAUUCUCUGCUGGAGUAGCCAACCGAGGGGCCAGCAUCCGCAUUCCGAGGAGCACAGGCCAAGAGAAGAAGGGCUACUUUGAAGACCGCCGGCCCUCCGCCAACUGUGAUCCUUACGCUGUGACCGAGGCACUAGUCCGCACUUGCCUCCUCAACGAAACUGGGGAUCAGCCCUUUGAGUACAAGAACUGAGUGGACUUUGCCCCCCCCCACCACCACAGGCACCCACUCUCCUCCUCCUUCCAUAUUUCCCCUCUUAUAGAUGUUAAUCCUGAGGGCAUGAGAAAACCAUGUACGUGCCCCCUCCCCUACACACACACAUACACACACACACACAGAGAUACUUGUUCUGUUUUUGUUUUUUCUUGUGGGAAGGGGAGUUACUUUCAGUGUUUGUUCUGUCGCUCAAGGGACAGAGAAGUGGAAGAGUGGGCAUUAGAGGGGGGGGGAAGCCCCGUUAACCACUAUUUCGUCUAAUUCAUUUGUACGCCCUGACAGUGUUCGGAGGCUUCCAGGAAUAGAGUGCUCGGGAUGGAAACUUCAAGGAAAAUGUAGGCCUAGGGCCUCGGCCUAGGCCUCCCUCCAAAUAUACUCUUCUUGAGCGCUACUGAAAUCAGUGGGAAGUGCACAAAGGGUGCUGCCUUGCGUUAUCUGUUCACUUCAGCAGUGUUCGGUCGCUGAGGCAUUCUUGUGGGAUUCCACACUGAGAACAGCAUCUCUGGUGGUGCGAGGCAUAACCUGUGUUCUCCGUCACAGUUCCUCAAAGGCAGAAGGCUGUCCUAAUAGUCUCAUAUAUGGGGAUACAGGGUUCCUGAGCCAAUAUGAUCCCCUUUUUUUUGCCAGAACUGAACCUCUGAUCAUUCUUAUGACAAGAUUGCCAGGUUUUUCAUCCCAAAGUUUAAAAACAAAACGUAUACAAUUGUUAAAAGUUCUCAAAUGUUUUGAUCUGUUUCUGGAAGCCAUCUGACUUUUCUGUUUCUAACACAGAGUGAAGUAGUAUUUUUAUAUUUAAAUGUUAAAAAAAACAAAAAAAUCCACUAAAUCAGCCAUUUAUGGGAAGGGCUGAGGUUAUGGCCGGUGCUUGUUAGCCGUUAAGAUUCAGUUACGGAAUGGGGAGAAAAGGAAGAGAAAAGGCCGGGGGGGGAGCGGCAAGUUUUGUUUCCUUUUCCGAAUGUGGCUUGGAUGGUUCGUUAAGGACAAGGGGUUAUCAGUUUACAAGAUUGUAAGUUAAAACAGGUAUUAAAUUUUUUUUCUUUUAAUUUAAAAUGGAAGCCACUGAGCUGUCUUGGGCAGGGCUGCGUGCGGCUGGCUGCGGCAAGGAAGAUGCGUUUGUGUUUUUCAAUAAGGAGUUGGCUGGUCAACUUUCACCGUGUUAUUGCUGAUGAAUUGGCAGGGAAGGGGGGGGAGGGGAAUGAGCACGUUAAAAAUUUCCAAUAGGGUUUGCAUGGCAACUGAAGUGGGGCUUUUGAUAGAGAAGAAGGAAAAAAAAAAUGGGUUUUUAGAUUUGAAAUAACAUGUUUUUAGGGCUUUCUAAAGUUGUACAUUUUUACAGAGACCAGUGCUAUUCCUGUAGGUAUGUCCUGGCGUUUGAAAACGCCUGCCACUUCUUGCCAGGACCCCCUCCCCAACUAACAAACAUAGUUGCCCUCAGAGGUAAAGCUAGCGGGUUCAAACGUUCCGGGAUCUUGUAACUUGGUAUCUUGGAUGGUGCCGAUCAUGUUCCGCUGCAUUUGGACUUUGGAAUAGUUUUUGUUUUUUUUUAAUAAAAAAAAAGU
Gekko japonicus is the source of this 2733-nucleotide messenger RNA. Its product is annotated as glutamine synthetase. NCBI's taxonomy places the organism in Eukaryota, Metazoa, Chordata, Lepidosauria, Squamata, Gekkonidae. The transcript is spliced from 6 exons. Gene Ontology annotation, molecular function: glutamine synthetase activity. Gene Ontology annotation, cellular component: cytoplasm. The record is from RefSeq and is a predicted model, not a curated record. Bases 29 to 1150 code for a protein of 373 amino acids.